CACUCUACUAAACCGCGUUCAAAGCUUUGGCUCUCCCAGUCCACCUCACACUCCUGCAACUUCCUAAUCCCAAUUCCCUCCUAUCACUCAACACCUCAGUGCACUUAACUUUCCCCAAAUGAAAAAAAUACAAGUGACCCCAGCAAGUUGUAUUCGAAAGUCGCGAGUAAAGUGCACAAUGGUGAAAAUCGAGCGCUUGACUGACAACAUCCACCUCGGGGAAGCCCCCCAUUGGGACGCCGAAUCCGAGAGCCUUUUCUACGUGGACAUCCUCGGAAUGACGAUUUACAAAUACACCCCUGCGACUAAAAAGUGCACCAAAGCCUCAGUUGGUGUAAAUUUAGUGUCGUUCAUUAUCCCUAUCGAAGGAGAGAAAAACCAAUUCGUGGUGUCUUUAGGACGCGAAAUCGUCCGCAUUUUCUGGAACAGUGAAACCGAGGACGUCAAAGUGGUGGAGAAGUUGGCAGAAGUGGAAGAUUCGCCCGAAUUUGCCGACAACCGAUUCAAUGACGGGAAAUGCGACCCUUCAGGGAGGCUAUGGGCCGGCACUUUGAACACCAAAGCGGAAAAACCGCUAGUCUACCCGCCAAAAGGCACACUCUACAGUUUAGACGCCGAACGAAAUGUUAAAAAUCACGUGAGCAGUUUGAGGAUUUCAAACGGGAUGGCUUUCAACCCCAAACUCAAAGCUAUGUAUUUUAUAGACUCUGCGAAAGGGACUGUGGACCAUUACAACUUCGAUAUGGCCGCAGGAACAAUUUCAAACCCUCGCCCAAUUUUCACCUUGAGCAACCACGGCAUUAAAGGCAUUCCCGACGGAAUGACCAUUGAUAUUGAUGGUAAUUUAUGGGUGGCGAUUUUUAAUGGGGGGAAAAUUAUCAGGAUUGACCCCAGACGGCCUGAGACGCUUCUAGACGCCAUAGAAAUGCCAGUCAGACAAGUAACUUCACUCGCUUUUGGGGGGGCUUAUCUAGACGAGUUGUAUGUCACAACAGGGGCUUACAAAAUCGACGACCAAGACCUGCCCCCGCCUGAUAAUGGGGCCCUUUACAAAAUCACCGGUUUGGGGACGAGGGGAUUACCCGCAGCCAAAUUCCGACUUGUUAAUAUGUAAAAAAAUGAGAAAAUUCUGUUGUUUACGAGGUGUUUUAAUGUACUUAAAUUUGCUUGUAAAUAUAAAAGAGAUAAUAAAAGAUUUUAACACUUG
Molecule: messenger RNA, 1207 nt
Organism: Tribolium castaneum (red flour beetle)
Lineage: Eukaryota; Metazoa; Arthropoda; Insecta; Coleoptera; Tenebrionidae
Product: regucalcin
Exons: 4
Coding region: 119-1114 (331 amino acids)
Biological process (GO): L-ascorbic acid biosynthetic process
Molecular function (GO): gluconolactonase activity; calcium ion binding
Source: RefSeq, a predicted model, not a curated record